GCGACCUCAUUUUAAAUAUCGCGCCAUGAACGCCAUCGAACACAAUACGAAUUUCACACGCUUCACCGCCGGCCCAGUUAGGUAUCUCAAAUUUUUGGGCAUUCUGUUGCAACAACCGGAAAUGCCGCAUACCAAAUAUCAACGCAUACUGAUUGUGGUCAGCAUUGCGCUAAUGUUUCUGCAUCAGAUCGGCUAUAUACUGGAGCCAGGACGCACUUUUGCCGAGCAAUCUGCCGCCGCGGGGCUGCUCAACUACACCACCGUUAGCGGCGGCAAGAUACUCUUUCUCGUCUACAAUCGCCGCCUGCUACUGAACAGUCACUGCACACUAGCAGCGCUGUACCCGAGUGCGGAAGUGGAGCGCCACUACAAAUUGGAGAAUUAUCUACGCAUUUAUGCGCACGUUCAGACGCUGCUCUAUAACUUCUUCAAGUACAUUGUGAUUGUGUACUUAACAUAUCCCAUAGUGCAAUCGUUCUACGACCUAUGGUCCAGCGGCGUCUACUCAUAUAUCAUGCCUACACUAUUUUGGUAUCCCGUGCCAUUGGAGCAGUCCCUGUUCGUUUAUAUCGUCUACUUGUUAUUCGCGUGUUUUUGCAGCUUUUGUGCCGGCUUAAUUAUAUUAAGCGCCGAUUUGUGUCUCUUCAGUUCGGUAUCGCAGUUGAUGUUGCACUUGGAUUUGUUGGCGCAGCGCAUUAAAGAGCUACAACCGACCGAGGAGGGUAGUUUAAGUGCGCUGAAAGCGAUCAUUGAGUAUCAUCAGAAGAUUUUGACAAUCGCGAAGGAUGUGAAUAGCAUUUUUGCGCCGUCAAUACUUUUCAGCUUAGCCUCUUCAUCGUUCAUACUUUGCUUUAGCGCCUAUCAACUACUCGAUGAUGUUUCCUUCAUUUUUGCUUUGAAAGUGUUUCUUUUACUCGUCUACGAAAUGAAACAAGUGGUCAUUACAUGCUACUAUGGUGACAAACUCAUGGAUAACAGUGCGAAUCUCUUUACCGCUGUUUACGCACACAAUUGGACUGAUGGCUCGCCGGUUUAUAAGCGUCUCGUUUUGUUUAUGUUGUUACGCACUUAUCGGCCAAUCGCUUUGAACGUAGCUGGCAUAUCAGACGUUUCGCUAAUCACACUCAAACAGGUUCUGAGCACUGCUUAUCAAAUUUUCACCGUUUUGAAAACAACAUAAAUGACAAGCAUAGUUUGUUGUUGUUAUGAAAUGCAAUCCAAAUUCACAUAUUUAUUAGUUAAAUACACAAAUUGUUUCAUAGCACAAUGUAAAAGUA
Bactrocera tryoni is the source of this 1277-nucleotide messenger RNA. Its product is annotated as putative odorant receptor 92a. The record is from RefSeq and is a predicted model, not a curated record. Gene Ontology annotation, cellular component: plasma membrane. The transcript has 4 exons. Bases 26 to 1180 code for a protein of 384 amino acids. Gene Ontology annotation, molecular function: olfactory receptor activity; odorant binding. Lineage: Eukaryota; Metazoa; Arthropoda; Insecta; Diptera; Tephritidae. Gene Ontology annotation, biological process: detection of chemical stimulus involved in sensory perception of smell; sensory perception of smell.